UGACGUAGCGCGAUUAUCGCAAUGUGGCAAGAUAAGAGACAGUGGGUUUUAAAUUGUUAAAAACUUAAAAACAUUUUUAAAGUGUAUUUCACUUAAAGUUUUACGGGUAGCUUUCUUAUCAGGAAGGAAAAUGUAACCUAACUGUGUGAAUUUAUAAUUUUGAAAAUACAGUUGUAGUUUUCAAAUAAGAAUAUUUUUGGAAAAAAUACUCAAAUGGCAAGAGGAAGACAGUUCGCUCCAUCACCCGCAUCGGAUGGAAAAUGGUUUGUUCAUCGGGGUUCUGAGAGCGCGUACGGGGAGCGGAAGUGCCUCACUAGUACUGGCGUUAUGCUAGCUGCACCGUUUGGACAGGAAGCGGAAACCAAACCAGCCCCUCCACCACCUCCCUUCCGGUCCAAAACAGAGAUUAACUACAAGACCGCAAACAAAUUUUCAGAACACAAUAACAGACACGCAUUUCAAGAUCAUGGCGUCUAUUUUGGCAAUGGAAAGGAUGAAAGAACAUUGGGUCGUAAAAUAAAACUGCCAGAACUCCGUCUGCACCACACAGAGAAGACGUUUCUAAAGCAUCAUUCCAGAAACCCCGUGGACGCUGAUUUAAACACAAACUAUAGGGUAGCGUACCUCGGUCAACCCACCGAAAAUCCGCCAGCGCACCGGCGUUUUGCCCGGAAGCACAGAGCUCCGGAGACCGGAAGUAUUAAAUUACAGACAUCUACAACCGAUUGGCAUAAGUCCCCGGAUGUUCCGUACAGAACGCCGACUCACGUGUUAGCCGUAUCACAGGAACCAUUUCCGAAGCAUAAUCCGUGGAAAUACUCCAACCAUGGCAUGAGAGACAUUUACCCCCCUUAUGAAAGGAGCACCAAACCACUAGUGAAUAACCAAUUUAACAAAUACGGCGCUGCUUUUGCGGCUGCAAGUGAUUAAAAAAUGUUAUUAUUUAAUUAUAUAGGAAUAAUUAUUCUCAAAUUCUCUUCUUGUAUGUGCCCACUGAUUAAAAGGACUGUAUUUAUAAGUAUACAUGUUUAAGGAUUUUUGUCUAAAUGUAAUAAAAAAGAUAAAAACGUUAUAAGGAAAAAUAAUACUAUGUAUCAUUAUGCGCAGGAUCAUGGGAGAUUGGAAAUGCAAGUUGGUUUAGCGCAUGCAAGAACUCAUUGGAUAAAAGACACUAUAAAAUACAUAUGUUCGUUAAUUAUUAAUCUCUUAAUUUUCUUAUGUAUGCACUUGAACUUUUCUCUGUUUAUGAAUAGUGCAUCGGCUUGGUGUCAGUCUGUUUUCAUGCAUUGGCAUGUACUAGUAUUAUAAUUGUUGAAUACAAUAUAAAUAUUUUUUUUCUAUUUUG
Saccostrea cuccullata (small rock oyster) is the source of this 1345-nucleotide messenger RNA. Its product is annotated as testis-expressed protein 36-like. The record is from RefSeq and is a predicted model, not a curated record. The transcript is spliced from 4 exons. NCBI's taxonomy places the organism in Eukaryota, Metazoa, Mollusca, Bivalvia, Ostreida, Ostreidae. Bases 214 to 930 code for a protein of 238 amino acids.